Mytilus californianus (California mussel) is the source of this 4501-nucleotide messenger RNA. Its product is annotated as toll-like receptor 3. Gene Ontology annotation, biological process: immune response; toll-like receptor signaling pathway. The coding region runs from base 500 to 3022 and encodes 840 amino acids. Gene Ontology annotation, molecular function: protein binding; transmembrane signaling receptor activity. Gene Ontology annotation, cellular component: membrane. NCBI's taxonomy places the organism in Eukaryota, Metazoa, Mollusca, Bivalvia, Mytilida, Mytilidae. The transcript has a single exon. The record is from RefSeq and is a predicted model, not a curated record.
ACAUACCAGAAGGACAUUCAACUAAUUAAAAGAUGUGAAUUUGUUAAUAUCUGUUUAUUUUUUAUUGUUUACUAUUUAAUAAUUUUGUAAAUGACAUAAACCGCUAUUGAAGCUGUAUUUUACUAUUUUACUCGGUCAAUUCGCUUUACGAUUGAUGAUUAUAUUUUUACACCUGCGUGGUUACAUAUACAAAUUCACAUAAAAAGAGUUACCCGGAAGAAAAUAUAUUAAAUGAUAUUAGUUAAAGCGUAUGGAAGAUACCUUCAAUUGGUUGUGUCAAUCCACAUAGCAAAGAGUCAGCUUGCCAAUUAAGACAUUUAAAAUGAAAUAUCGUUCAAUAGUUAUUUACUGGUACUGAUACGUUUUUGACAUUUGAAUGAAUGUAAUUCAUAAAAACAAAGUGAUUCUGUGAUCUGUUUUUUUUAUAUUUGUGAGUGUAUUGAUGGUGGAAUUAUAACGAUAUUAGUUAAAUAUAACUGUAUAGAACAUCUUUAUUAGAAUGUAUAACUAUAGAUAUCAGAUAGUGCAGGGUUUUGUCAUGUUACUUUCUUUGGUAUAUGCUCAAGAAUGUAACAUUACAGUUCAUGAUUAUUUAUCAGAACAAGUGAAGAUAGCUGACUGUAGUAAAAGAGGCUUUAGAGAAGUUCCACAGGCACUUCCACGUGAUAUCACUGUUCUGGAUCUUAGGGGAAACAAACUUCGUCAUAUCAGUAAUUUCUCUUUUGAAAGUUACAGUUUAUUGCACAAUUUAUCGUUGGCUAAAAACAAACUGCACAUUAUUGAGGAACAUGCAUUUUAUGGAUUGGGUCGAUUGAAGUUUUUGAAUAUGUCUGACAACAUUUUGAACCUGAGAUAUGUCUAUACACCAGAAAUGCUUUUGCCGUUGCAAAAUUUAAUUGAUCUGGACAUACGACGAAAUAUUCCGAAUCAACCGACUGUGGAUUUAUACCAUUAUCCUGAUCAAGCUUUUACCGUUUUAAAAAAACUAGAAUACUUAGCAUUAGAUAUGGCUCCAAAUCCGUCUUUUGGAAUAGGAUUUCAAGGGCUUAAAAACCUGAAAUCAUUAACAUUUGAAUUCUGUUUUUUAAAAUAUCUACGAGGAUAUACAUUCGAAAACUUUUCAUCGAAUCUAGACGAAUUGAAACUGACUAGAUGUCAUUUAAAUUUUUUGGAAGUGGAAAACAAUGUUCUUGUCCCUUUUCCUAAUAUUACCAAAAUAAAUUUUGAUGAAUCAUGCAUGCAUCUGAAACAGGCUCUUAACAUGCUGUCACCAUAUAGUGGCAAAACUAUUGAAAUAAUGAAUUUUCGGGGUCUUAACUGUCCCAUCUUCAAUAAUAAUGAAUAUCCGUUUGCGUUAACUGUAACAAAAGACAUGAUGAAAUAUUUGAAAACAAUUUGUGUAGAAACUUUGGAAUUAUCCGACAACGGGAUUGUUGAUUUUGAUGAAAACUCGCUAUUGUCAUUCGAUCGACCAGAGUGUUUAAAACAUUUAUAUUUUAAAGGAAACCGGUUUGCGUUUGCUAAGGGAAGACAUAUGGACGAGUUAAAAACAUUUUUUAACAAAUCUGUUGCAUUGAAAACAUUCGACUAUUCUUUUAUUCCAGUUCGAUAUAAGCUAUCCGCAAAUGAUUUUCAUCAUUACGCACAAGAUUAUCAUUUUUCUAACAACAUAAUAUAUUUGCCACGUUCUUUAGAAAAGUUAGUUUUGGGUAAUGUACUCUGUGAUGAUAUUUCCAGAUUAUUCUUUAUACGUCGAGGAAGCAAUUUGACUUACCUCGAUGUGUCGUUUAGUUAUACAAACAAUGCUGUAGUUUAUGAAGGAAACGCUACAUACAAAACUGAAACUUUGGUCUUAGAUGGUCAUUUUCACGUGACAUUGUACACAAUAGAGCUAGUUAAUUUCAUAAAUGUAAAAUAUUUAUUGUGGAGAAGUGCUAAGUUGUUUAUUAUUAUGCAUGCUCGUUCAAAUGACAUGUUUCUUAAAAGAUUUAUAGCCCUUUUUAGAAAAUUUGAAUAUCUCGAACAUUUGGAUAUGUCAGAUAAUGAUCUUUAUAUUUUACCAGAAAAUUUACUCAUUAAUAUUGAUCAUCUAUCAGAAUUGUCUUUGUCUAAGAACUUAUUUCAGUCCAUUCCAAGUGAGAUCAUUUCUCAAAAUAAUAUUAAGGUCCUAGACCUUAGUAAUAACUUAUUACCAACAGUGGAUUAUGAAACACGUGCUUGGGCGGAUUCAAUGAAUCAAAAACAUGGUUUAUAUUUUCUUCUUGAUGGCAAUGCAUUUGAAUGUAAUUGUGAUAAUUUGGAUUUCAUCAAAUGGAUACAAGAAACCAAAGUAAAUCUAGACAACAGAUCAUUCAAAUGUACACUUUUGAACGGUACAGUCAUAACCGUACUCGAAGCAUAUGAAAACAUGCAUGAUUUGUUUUCUCCCUGUAGAAAUUCAAUAUGGCUGAUGGUCUCGUCCACUUUGUUAGGAACAAGUUGUAUUGUGGCUGUGAUAUUUUUAUUAUACAGUAGACGAUGGAACAUAGCUGUAUUUUUCUACCGCAUAUUUCGAAAAAUUGUUGAAAAGAAAUAUCGUAAAAACUACACAUAUGACGUUUUCGUUUCAUAUGGAGGGGAUUGCAUACCUUGGAUUAAAAAAUACUUUAUUCCAAAACUAGAAAACGAAUGGAAGCUUAAAAUAUGCGUAAAAGAUCGCGACUUUUACGGCGGAGAGUCAUUUUAUGAUGCGGAGGCAGAGAGCAUAGAAAACAGUAGACAUGUUAUAUUUUUACUUACUCCAAUAUUUAAAGUCUCGCGAGACUGUCUUUUUGAAAUUGAUAGAGUGAAACAUGAAAUAAGUAUGCAGAACAUUGAAAACAUUAUAGUCAUAUCUAAAGACAUCACUUUUAAAGAUAUUCCUGAAGGACUUACUCAUAUUUGGAACUAUGUAUUAUUUAUCCAGUGGCCAGAAAACUGUAAUGAUCAUGACUUAACAUGGCAAAAAUUGAGAAAGUGGAUUUCCGGUGAUUAUUUAUAUUAGAAUUUAUGAUACCAAAUUAAUGCAAUGCGAACGACAGGUUUAUCUAACAAAAAGAAGAAAAUAACACAUUAUAAAGAUUAUAUGCGCACCAGACGAUUUUCUUGAUCUUUAUCGAGAACGCUUUAAGCUAAACAUGUUUUAACCAAUGGUGUAUAAGAACCGAAACACGUGAAGAGUUUUAUCAACCAAAAGGGACCUUUAAAUAAUAACAGACUCAAUCUAAGUAGAUAUAGGAAGAUGUGGUAUGAGUGCCAAUGAGACAACUCUCCAUCCAGGUAACAAUUUAUAAAAGUAAACCAUUAUAGACCAAGGUACGGCCUUCAACACGGAGCAUUGGCUCACACCGAACAGCAAGCUAUAAAGGGCCCCAAAAAUUACUAGUGUAAAACCAUUCAAACGGGAAUACCAACGGUCUAAUCUAUAUAAAAACGAGAAACGAGAAACACGUAUGAACUACUGUACAUCAGAUUCCUGACUUAGGACAGGUGCAAACAUUUGCAGCGGGAUUAAACGUUUUAAUGGUACCAAACCUUCUCCCUUUUCUGAAACAAUAGUAUAACAUCACAACAUAGAAAGACACACUAUAAAAUAUCAAUUGGAAGGCUUAACUCAAUCAAAAAACGUAAAUUAACACACAAUGAACGAAUAAAUAUGAUCUGUGAUACCUGAAUGCAAAUACAUAGUUAAUAAAAAUUAUAAGGCCAUUUUUGGCUGGGAGAGUUCGAUUUUAAGAUAUCACAGUGAUUCAGCUACAAAUGUAGGCAACGUUCUCAGGAGAUUUGCUAAUCUUUUUCUUAACGUGCUGACUUUGAAAAGUUUAAUUCUUAACAAUUGUCCUGACGACAUUUGAAUAACAAAUCUAAAUUGAUUCUAAUUAUAAAGUUUGUCUGAAUCACUGUUAACAAGAGACCUGGAUGGGUCUAUGUUUUGAAAAUGUCUCGGUUACAUAAAGAAAAUGACAAACCUCUUUAAAUUUUAACAGUUCUACAACUGCAGGGUUAAAACAAUUUCUCUUCUUCUCCUUUUGUCAUUGAUAAGCGAAAAUGAAAUUAAUUUUAUCAUUUUAUUGUCCCAUAACAACAAACAAAUUUAUUAGAAUAAAAUUAUUAGAACAAACACGUGCCUUGUACACAACAGGUGUAUCUUGAAUUUCGUGCGUUUACUAAAAUUAAGUUCACGCGUUCAAAUGAAAAGGCGCCCGUUUACCCUGUGUUCGUUUAGCCAGAAUAGUAAACCAUCGUUUUCAAACAGAUGUCAGAUGUGAAGUUUUUACAGAGCACUUGAAAUAAAGGCUAUUUUACUUAUGACGCUAGCUGUUUGUGUACAUUAUAAAUUUCCAUUUCAAAUUUACCUGUACUUUGUAUUUAAUACAGAAAAAUAUAUAUAAAACCACUUCACUCUGACCUUGGUUGCAAAAUAUUCAGUUUCUAUAUAUUUGAAAUGAUUGUUGGUUUUUUUUUAAUAAAUGGCUUUAUCAUG